UGUUUUGUUUAUAUUUGUGGGUUCUUGUAGGUUAUAUUCUAUUUUUUUUGUAGUGGAUAUUAGUGAUAUGGAUUGUGGGUAUAAUUUGUGCAGCAAUGAGGAAACAAAAGGUUUUGAUUUACAUGGCGGGAAAACAUGGAUUUAUCCAACAAAUUUACCUAUUCGUGAUUAUCAAUUUAAAAUUGUUGAAAAAGCUUUAUUACAAAAUACUAUGGUUACAUUGCCAACUGGUUUGGGAAAGACAUUCAUUGCUGCAGUUGUUAUGUAUAAUUAUUUUCGAUGGUACCCUAAUGGUAAAAUUAUCUUUAUGGCCCCUACAAGACCACUUGUUAAGCAGCAGAUUGAAGCAUGUUACAAUAUUGUAGCGAUACCAAAGGAUAUGACUGCAGAACUUACAGGUUCAACAACAAAGUCCAAUAGAAAUGAUAUUUGGACACAAAAGAGGGUAUUCUUUAUAACGCCACAAGUUUUACAGAAUGAUUUAGAUAGGAUAUUGAAGCUUGCUAAGGAAAUAAAAUGUUUGGUUUUUGAUGAAGCGCAUAGGGCCCGAGGAAAUUAUGCUUAUUGCGAAGUUAUAAAGCAAAUUUUGCCAUUUAAUAAAUAUUUUCGCGUCUUGGCUCUUAGCGCGACACCGGGUUCGAACAUCUCUGAUGUCAUCACCGUAUGUAAUAGUUUAUUGAUCUCGCAUUUAGAAGCGAGAAAUGAAGAAAGCCAAGAUGUUGCCCAAUACAUUUGCAAAAGGACAGUGGAAACUGUUGUUGUGCGAUUCGAUGGAAAACUGAAGCAAGUCUAUGAUAAUUAUUUAAAGAUUUUAGAUAGAUAUGUUAGAAUCUUGGUGCACCACAGGAUCGUUCAAGGAAACUGCGCUAACCUGAGUAAAGGACGUUUCUUUUACAUUUUAGAAGACUUUAAAAAGGCUAACAGCAUGAACAGAAUUCCAGCGUACGGUGAAAUUAUAAAAAAUUUGAACAUUUGCAUCAUCUUAUACCAUGCGUUUCAGCUCCUGGUGCAACAUGGUUUGCGUGGUUUUAUGAAAUAUUUUGAUGACAACUCUGAUAAAAAUCUGAUUCGAUCUAAUUCGGAUAUUACAAAUUUGGUUGAAGACGUUCGUUGCUAUUUGGGACACAUUCCGAACGUUGAUAAACUGCCAGACGGUUCACUACCCGAGGUACCUUCUGAUACAAAAUUCGGACAUCCAAAAUUUUAUCGUUUAGCUGAAAUAUUAUUAGGCCAUUUUAAAAAUCUUGGUCAAAAUAGUAAAGCUAUUGUGUUUUGUGAGUACAAGGAAAGCGUCGUUGAAGCGUAUACUAUAUUGUUGAUGAACAAAGAUUUGAUAAAACCCAAAAUAUUUGUUGGACAAGGUUCAAUAACGCAGAAGCAACAAAUUGCCGUUUUGGACUCUUUUAGGAAAGGUACAUGCAAUACCUUGGUGUCAACAUCUGUGGGAGAGGAGGGUUUAGACGUGGGCGAAGUAGAUUUAGUGGUUUGUUUUGAUGUUUCCAAUAAGUCUACGGUGAGGAUGAUCCAGAGAAUGGGUNNNNGCAAAGAGCAAGAAUCACUACGCGAUGUUCUGGCUCACAAACAGAAUUUAAUUUCUCAGUUGAUGAACUCGCGGGAAUUGAAGCAAGAACUGAAAAAGCAGCCCAAUAUCAGGAUGGUUCCACCGGAAAUUGAACCGACGUGCAUGAAGAGUAUUAUCGCCAUCGAAAAAGAAAAGAAAAAGCAGACAAAUUCAAAUUUAAUUUCAAUGUUUAAUAAUAUGAUGAACAGCGAACAAAUUAAAUUUAAGAACAGGAUACCAGAUGUCGGAAAUUUUGUGUCUUUGGGCAACAAACUUUGCAGUAAUGAUUGUACAUUAACUUUUUGCAGAACUAAAAAUAAGAGCACAAUAACUCCAUCAGACGAUACAAAUAUUUUAAGAUAUUUGGUUGAAUAUGCCGAAGCGAAACGUUUUAAUCUGCCCAUAUCUCCUGUAAAGAAAAUCAAUUUGAAUGUCGUCCAAAAGAAACAAACGGACAUUCGCUCUAUGUUCAAACAGCAAGCAACGCAAUCAAGCGAAUUGGGCACUCUGACUCCCUUAAGUCAAACAGACGAAAAUGUAGAAUCAUUGCUGAAAGAGAUUACAAACUAUUUUCUUAUUGGAAAUCAGAAUGAAUGUAAGACAUGCAAACAUUUGUUUGCGUGCGAUGUGCAUGUUUUUCCAAAGUUGGGUGAUUUCGACUUUUCCAAUUAUAAACCUCCAAAUGUUGAUAACUUGGAUACGUUUAGUUUACAUGGAUCAAAUGCUGAAGAAUUUGACGAAAACGACGACAUGUUUGAGGAUCUUGAUUUCUCAGUCUUGACUAAUUCGAAAUACAAAGAAGAAAUGGAUAAUUCAAUUAUUGGAAGGACUUCUAGUGAUGAAUCUUUUCCAGUCAUUCAUAAACUCGAGAAAACAAACGUUGCAAAUACAAGUUUUAUAAAGGAGAAUAUAACUAAUGCUAAAUUAAACUUGAUAAGAAUGCGUGAAUCAUCUAAAAAUGUUGACCGGCAAAGCACACAUUUUAAUGUCAAUGGAACAAUUAAUAUUGAGAAACAAGCACAUUUUAAUGUCAAUGAAUGUAUUUCAAAUUUGGAAAACGAUAGUAAUAUAUUUCAAGACGAUGAAGAAAACAAGAACGAGUGUUUCAAUGAAACGUUGCGUAAUGAUUUAUUUUCAGGCAAAGAAGAAACCGAGGAACAAUGUUUUAAUCAGAUUUCGCGCAAUGAAUCAUUUCCUGAUAAUGAUGAUGAUACUUUUAAUCUAUCAUCGGAAAAAUCAGUUCAAAAUUCCCGUAAUUUCGGUGAUGCUAGUCAGGAUAUAAGCAGCGACAAUGAUUUCGAGGAUUUCACUAUUAGUGAAAUGAAAUUUAUUUUUGAAUCAACUUUAGAAUUCUUCAAAUUAAAAUCUUUGGAGGAUUUAUUCAUUGAUAAAUAUGAUCCAGAUGCAACAAUCAUCUGCUCACCUAAUACUUUGCAAAUGUUGGAUUUGGAAUCACCGAUUAUUGGUAGUAUAGAAAAUAGAACUGUUAAUAAUCAUAUGGCGAAGAAACGACUUUACUCGGAUCUUUCACCGGGAUGCGAACGAGUUGCAAAAGUCGUAAAGAACGUGCCAAUCUUAAAUAGUUCUUCGAGUCGUCAAACAUUGAUCAUUGAAUCACCUGAAAUAAUAGAGGUACUGGAUAGUUCCGAUACGAGCACUAAUCUUUCAACGUGUAGUAAAUCGAACGGCAGUACUUCGCCGAUACUGAAUAAAUCAUUGAAGCCCAAAGAAUUGGUGGAACGUUUACAAAAUAUUUCACCCGAUCUGUUCGAUAGUCCUGAGAGAGUGAUACCGAACCCUGUAAUUCGCACACCGAAAUCGACUAUCAAAAAGUUGUCGCAAAAACUGUCGGAGCGAAAGAAAAAAGAGGUGGGUUCGAAAAAUGUGUUGAAAGAAAUAGGAUUAGACGAUUUCUGCGACGAGUCAAUAGCAGACUUCUUCCGUCCGUUGUCAAGUAAAGAAGAAACUAAAAGCAAAUCGAAACGUCAAGAAAAAUUGGACGAAAGUUUGUUUCAAUAUUCGUUCGAUAGCGAAGAAGAUUUCGAAGAUAUUCACGUUAAAUCGCCGGCGAGAAAGGUGUCCCAUCGCAAGAAGAUGACUCCUAAUAAUAGAACUUCGUUCAGUAGUACCAGCAGCGAAUCGCCGGUCUACGCAAAGCGGAAAAGAAUUAACGAUAAGCUAAUUGACGACGAGGCGGACGUUUCUACGGAUUUCGAGUGCAGUGAGGAUGAAGAUGAGCAUUGUAUGGAUCAGCUAGAUUCGAGUUUCGUCAACGAUGAGAGCGUGAUAGAAUCCACUUCAAUGCACGCGCAUUAUUUAAAAACUACCAAGUGUUCAACGAAUACUGGUAAAUUUAAAAUACCAAAACGUCCGAACAAAUACGACCCAUCUAUAUAUUCUCAAUCAGAUAGCCAUGGAGAUGAUUCUUACGUCAACGACUCGUUUUGCGUCAACGAAAGUUCUAUUGAAUACACCCAAUCCCUUUCAGAGGUCGAAGUCGCCGAAAAAAAUUACAAGACUAAAAAGAAGAACAAGAGGAAACGUAUAAUUGUUUCCAGUGAUGAUAGUGAUUAAUUAGGUGAUAUAUUAACAAUGUGUGUCCAAGUUUAUUUUUAAAACAUUUAUUAAAUAUUAUUUUUAUAUCUUUUAAUACAACCAAAUAAAAUAUAUAUAUAUAUUUUUUUUUUGUUACAUUUUAUUUUAUUGAAGAAUAAAAAUGUUACUGCUUCUUUCAUUUCGUUACAUUGUAGUAUUUGAAUUAGCACCAAGCAACAUAAAAUAUUUGUCAAAGGAAUAUAAUCAAGUAAAAUAAAAGUAAACAGAUUAUAUAACUUUAGGGAAGACGACAUUCAUUUGAAUUAAACAGAGUUCCGUUUAAAUUAAGAAUUAAUAGUUAAUUGACAAAGUUAGUUUCUUUCUCCUUCAAACAUUUUGAUUGGCAGUGAGUAUACUCAAUCCUAUUUAAAGCAAUUUACUUCCGAAGCUUAUAAAAAUAUAUUUGAUUGUAUGU
Messenger RNA from Nicrophorus vespilloides, 4571 nucleotides. RefSeq lists its product as uncharacterized. The record is from RefSeq and is a predicted model, not a curated record. Gene Ontology annotation, molecular function: 3'-5' DNA helicase activity; ATP binding; hydrolase activity. The transcript is spliced from 12 exons. Lineage: Eukaryota; Metazoa; Arthropoda; Insecta; Coleoptera; Silphidae. Gene Ontology annotation, biological process: double-strand break repair via synthesis-dependent strand annealing; interstrand cross-link repair; replication fork reversal. Bases 68 to 4135 code for a protein of 1355 amino acids.